GUUGAUAUCAACAUGGCGCUUGUCAGACAGACAAAGACAGUCGGUCUGGUGUGAUUGAGCCAAAAAAAAAAAAGCCCAAAAAAAAAGAGAGGGAGCGGGCGAGGAGGAGGGAGCGGCAGGAGGAGCGCCGGGCGGGGAGGGGGCUGUGUCCUCGGGGGGCGUGGGGGGGCUGAGGGAUUUCCUCCCCCCUAUUGUUCUCGUCCCUCCGCGCCCCCCGUUAAUCUCCCCUCAACCUGGGGCGGGGGCGGGCGGGGGGACCCCCCCAGUCCCGCCGGUCCAUGGUGAGGCGGAGGCGCCGGCAGCACCCAGAGAAUGGUGAAUAACACUGAAGACCCUCAAGAGGCUUUGUAACGUCCCAUCCUCAUGUAAAGUAUGCUCAGAACUUUUCCAGUAGUCCUGCUGGAAACCAUGUCUCACUACACAGACGAGCCAAGAUUCACCAUAGAGCAGAUCGACCUCCUGCAGCGCCUGAGACGCACGGGAAUGACCAGGCAUGAGAUCCUGCACGCCCUGGAAACCUUGGACCGUCUGGACCAAGAGCACAGCGACAAAUUCGGGAGAAGAUCCGGCUACGGGGGCGGCUCCUACGGCAACAGCACCAACAACGUGCCGGCGUCGUCCUCGACGGCCACGGCUUCCACGCAGACGCAGCACUCGGGGAUGUCGCCGUCCCCGAGCAACAGUUACGACACCUCCCCACAGCCUUGCACUACGAAUCAGAACGGGAGGGAGAGUAACGAGAGGUUGUCUGCCUUCAACGGGAAGAUGUCGCCCACCCGCUACCCGCUGGCCAACAGCCUGGCCCAGAGGUCCUACAGCUUCGAGGCUUCCGAGGAGGACUUGGACAUCGACGACAAAGUGGAGGAGCUGAUGAGGAGGGACAGCAGUGUGAUAAAGGAGGAAAUCAAAGCCUUCCUCGCCAACCGGAGAAUUUCCCAAGCAGUUGUUGCACAGGUAACAGGUAUCAGUCAGAGCCGGAUCUCCCAUUGGCUGUUGCAGCAGGGGUCGGACCUGAGUGAACAGAAGAAAAGGGCAUUUUACAGAUGGUACCAGCUUGAGAAGACAAAUCCUGGGGCUACACUAAGCAUGAGACCCGCUCCCAUCCCAAUAGAAGAGCCAGAAUGGAGACAGACGCCUCCCCCAGUCACAGCUACCUCUGGGACCUUCAGACUACGGCGAGGCAGUCGGUUCACGUGGAGAAAGGAGUGCCUGGCUGUUAUGGAGAGUUACUUCAAUGAGAAUCAAUAUCCCGACGAGGCAAAGAGAGAAGAAAUUGCCAACGCCUGUAAUGCAGUUAUACAAAAACCAGGAAAAAAGUUGUCGGAUUUGGAGCGAGUUACCUCCCUCAAAGUGUACAACUGGUUUGCCAACAGGAGGAAGGAGAUCAAGAGAAGAGCCAAUAUUGAAGCAGCAAUCCUGGAGAGCCAUGGAAUAGAUGUACAGAGUCCAGGAGGUCACUCCAACAGCGACGACGUGGACGGCAACGACUACUCGGAGCAGGACACUUGGCAAGUACGCAACGGGGAGGAGGAGGGACGGUGUUCCGAGGGAGGCAGAGAAGCAGAGAAGGUAGAAGAAGACAGGAGGAUCUGCUCCAAACAAGAUGACAGCACUAGCCAUAGUGACCACCAAGACCCCAUUUCCUUAGCAGUGGAGAUGGCAGCAGUCAACCACACCAUCCUGGCGCUGGCCCGGCAAGGAGCCAACGAGAUCAAGACAGAGGCUCUGGACGACGACUGAUGCCAAGAGAGGGGAGGGUCAAAGCAAGAAGUAACUUAGUUUUAGACGUAGCACCUUAGCAGACUUUCCUCAGUCCUUAAUAUGUGUUCUUACAGUAUAACUUUGCAGUUUCUUGUACGUCAGUUAGCUGUUAGGGUCUUGUUCUGUGAAGAUGGCAUGGUGCCCUCAGCCUUUGCAUAUACUCUCUCAGUAUUAAUUCCCAAUAAAUAAUCAAUCAACCAACCAACCUCCCUCUCCCAGCCCCCAGUGGCUAGAAAGGUAAAAUUAAAAAAAAAAAACAAAAAAAAGAAAAAAAAAAGAGAAAAAAAAAAUCUUGCUGCUCUGUCUUAGCAUUCAAAGUGCUUCCAGGUAUUUUAGACAGCCCUCAAUUACAAGUCUUUAGGCUACACUUAAAAUCUUGGAUAACCUUAGAGAUGGUGUUGAAGCCGAUAGUCCGUACGCUUUCCCUGCCCUGAGACUGAAAGGAUGCAAGCUGAGGUAGUGGCACAGGGUCGAUGGACACCAGACUGGGAGUAUCAACAGAGAGUAAAAAGAACACUUAGAAACCCCACUCCAGCAUGGGAAUAAAUGAUUUCCAGCUGCAAUAAGCCGUGCCUCACUGGUCAUACAGUGACUCCGUUUACUUUUCGGGUGCUGUGCCGAGAAUGUCCAUUGGAAACACAUUCCCACAUUUCAGUUGAUGCUCACAUGUUCAGCACAGACAUCCUCUGCUCUCACAAGCUGCGUGGCUUAGUGGAGAAGUGCUGCCUUCUGCCUCUGCGACCGUGGUUGAAGCCCAGCCUGGGAUCAAAUGAAAAAUGAGCUGAAUGUCUAAAUGGACAAGAGUCCACUUCUCAGAACCACUGCUCGUUCUUGGCAUGGCUGGCAGUGCCUGCUCAGAAGAGGUCUAGACUCUUAGCCAUCUGUCAUUAACAAUUUCACCUUUAAUUCCUCCUCUCUCACCUUUUCUGUCCCCGCUCUGCUCCCCUCUCCACUUUGCCACUUUCGAAAGCAGUGUUUUCCAGGAAGGUUGUUAAGGUCCUAAAAUGGGUGAGUGGAUUUUUACACGCCUGUGUAAGUAAUGCCUACAUCCUGACUAGCCUGAAAGGUUACUGGAGAAUUCAACAUCUGACCUUUGCUAGAUAACCAUCAGAGCAUAAAUAUUCUCCUAAAUACGAACUUCUUUUGUUUGUUUGAAGGCAGGAGGAUCUCUUACCUGAGAAAUGGGGUGUGAAUGUUUUGUGUUCUCUUUACUCUGUCUUUGUUAAGGUGUGAGAAAGCUAUACUGCUACGAGCAAUUUAAUUAAUAAUUGGAAGCCAUACUGAUAAUGGAUGUGGUAAUAUUUGUAAAGCAAACCUACUCUAAGUAGCAGGAACUAAUGGAAUUGUUUUCCUUGAUCAUAUGUAGCACUUUUGUUACUUUUUUCUUAAAGAUAUUUAUAUUUGAUAAGUCUUUUUUUUAUCAUUUGAGAAUUCCAAAUACCAAACAGCGAACUUGCAUUACAGAGUCACCCUGCGAUCACCUUGUCAUCUAGUAUCUAAAUGAUGAACUGUGUGUGCAUCUAAGAAAAUUACAUCUGCUAGCAUUGUGUGGAAAUGAUCUCCUGGCAUCCUGAUAAAAUGAUAUGUUGCUGCCGGUAAGAGGAAACGUUUGGAUGGAAACAGCACGAGAAGCGUUAGAGACGGGCAGGGCUGUGUUACAUUAACAGAGAACAAAUUCAAAACCUACGGAAAUUUUUGUAUGGAGACACAUAUAGAAAAGUUUGCAUAGCAUUUCCCUCCACGUUCCUCUUUAUCUUCCCAGUUUGUGUGGGGAUAGCCUAAAGAGGGGAAAACAGCUCAAGGAUGGGUUUCGCUUUGCUCCCCUCUGCUUUGGAGGUGGAGCAAGGGGAAAUUCCUGUUACUCGCCUUGUUCUCAUCCCUUCCUCCCUCUUAACCCUCAGAGAGGUUCGUGAUGGCUGCAGUGUGGCUCCUCAGCGGGUUUUGAGCCAGGCUGAGCCCUCCAGCUCAGCUUUUCCUCUGUCCCUGUGGAGCAAACUGCUUUCCCAUGUGCUGGGGAGAUCCUGUGCUCUCAGAGGGCACCGCCGUGCCACCUCUCUGUCCCUUGGAAGAUCUAUAGGUAGGGCUUGGCCUCGACUUCCACUUAUGGAUUUCAUUGGAGAAUUUAUGUGCUUUCCUUAGAUACAGAUCACUGGAGCAGAAUGAAGCCGUCUUUUUUUCCUGUUUUAUUGCAUUUCUUGAGUAGGCAAAUUCAUGAGUAGCGUCAGGGCGGACUCAGGAAAGGCAGGACUUGGAUCAGUGACCAUUGCUCCACUGCAGUUAUUUUCUUACUGCCUGUAUGAAUGUUUUGGUACUUAGGAGUGAAAGGAUGGGGAGAGCUUUUAUUUCUAUUUUUGCACAGCAGAAUGAUCGAGCAAACUCGAGCCUUAGUGGAAUUUUACCUACUUAUUCAUUCCACAGUCACACACUGAGCUGACAAGCAACAUCCACGAUUUAUAGUAAGGAGAUUUUAAUAAUCGAUGACCUCUUUACGUUGGGCUUGCCACCACCAUUUGUUCUGGCUGUUUCAUUUUAAAAAGAACAGACUCAAACUGUUGGACAGCUGCAAUUUUAAAAGAAAUAUUGCUUAUUGCUUACUAUAGUAUCUGUAAAAAAAAAAGGCAUUGUUUGAGGCUUUGCCUUUUUAAAGCAAUAGGGAAGAAUAAAAAUAGCAUUAUAACUUCUGUAUCCUGAUUAUAGGUUCAUGUGAUGCAGGAUCAAAGUAACACCAUUGAAAUUGUGUGUCUGUACCAUCUAAUGUAGAAUAAUCUGGUCUUAAUUCUGUUUGUCACUGUCAGGAAGCUGCUGACAUCCCACACAGCAUCUUCUCUGAAGGUUAAACAGGUAAAAAGUCCCUUGUGAGCAACUGGAGAUUGGCAGAUCUUCCUGGGCUGUAAACACCCAGUUUUUUACCUUCCCACAUUGUCAUCUUACUAGGGAAAAUGUCAAAUUUUUGGGGCAUCAGCCCCUUGGUUCUGUGGGGUCAGUGUUUGGGGUGUGUCUGUUCCAGCUUCUCCUUGGGCAUUGGGAGGUAUGAGGAACAAGUGGUACCUCAGAGGAAGGGGUGGCACCUCAGCUGUCCCCAGGUGCUCCUGGCAGGUCGUUCCCUUCAUUCUGGAAGUUCAUAAGGAGCCAUUUGCAGCUGGUCAGUCCCUUUUUGGUUUGAGGUGAAUUUUCUGUAAUGAGACAGGUGCUGAUGUGAUGGUACCGAGACGAUCUGGAGUAAGUGAAAGAAUCGAUGGAGUGUGUGUCCUGGAAUUCAGGAAUCCUGGAAUUCUUUCUUUUGGGGUUUUUUCCACAAUAUGGGAGUUGUCUUUGUCUUUCUGCCUGUGGGCUGCCUUGGAAAUGAAGCCUCAUUGGGUAGCAGUGCAGUGGAGUGGCAGUUUGUUGUAGCCAGGCUGGAGUCACUGCAGUUUGUUCCCUUGAAGUGGCUCUGGUGGCAGAUCUGAGCUACCUUUUUGUUCUGUGAACAGAGAAGAAGUUCAUUUAAGAAGCUCCUCAUCUGUGAUGGUCACAGAUUGCUUUUACCUUCUUAGAGUGAGUUCUGGCUGAUAUUUUGUCCCUCAUAAAGUCCUUUUACUUGAGUUGUUGUCUCUGACCGUCUUCUUAAAACAACAAUUUCUACCUCCACUUCUUUUCUGGAUUGUUUUGGUGUUGGGUAUUUUUUUAGUUCCCCCACCCUUUUUCCUGAAGUAUGAGAUCCCAAACAUUUGCAAAAGCCUUAUGAGUUGAUAAAAAUCAGCAGAUUUGUUUUCUGUUGAAUACUCUGCAGGCACACAUGUGGUUACAGUGAAAUCCUGUGCUGGAUGUGAGUCUGCAGUGCACCCUUGCAGCAAUUAAGGAAUCUCAUUAAGAGCCUUCAGGAGGUCAUGGAAAGGGUUUGGACCCCUCUGUCCAUCAGUUCUGGAGUCACUGAAUGGGCAGGAGGGGGCAGGUGGGAGGGUUGGAGCACAUGUCACAUAGUGGGAGAUUGCAGGAGCUGGGAUUGUCCAGGCUGGCUCUGGGGACAUCCCAGAUUUUGGGUUUUAACUGUCUUAAUAAAUUAGUUUUACCUAGUGCAGGAUCAGGAGUUGGACUUUGAUGAUCCUUUUGGGUCCCUUCCAACUCAGGAUAUUCUGUGAUUCCAGAGAAGACAGAGCCAGGCUCUUCUCAGAGGUGCCCAGCAAACCCUGAGGGGCAGAGGGCUAAAGCUGCAUGAAGGAAAAUCCCAGAUGAGUAUAAAUAGAAGUAUUUUCAUGCUCAGUGCUAGAAAUGGCCCAGAAAGUCAGUGAAAUUCCCAUCCUUGGGGAUACUCAAAACUCAACUGGACAGGGUUGGAUUAGAGACCUCCAGAGGUUCUUUUCUGACCUAAAUUAUUCUCUGAUUCUGUGCAGACCUGCUCAGGCUGAGGUGUUCCCUAGUUCUGAUUUGUACAUGUUGACUUGUUUAAAGAAAUCCUGGUAAUUUGUUGGGGGUUUUUUCUGUUUUGCUGUUCAUAAAAAUUAUCUUUUCUAGUUUACUAAUAGAGGGGAGCUUUAUUUGCAGGGUCUGGCUCCAGGCUCCAAUCAAGCCAUAAGUUAGAGAUUUCGUUAAUUAUUUGCUCUGUUUACACAGUUCUUCAGGGAUAUUUGACUUAUUCUGUUUGUUUCAUUACCUAACGUCAGACUGGUAAGUUUUUUCAUGUUUUUGUAACAUUUGUGAUUUGUAGAUCAGUUUUUGCCUUCAUUUGUGAAGAUUUAUCUUUGUCUUGCUGCUGUGAGUGCAAGUGAGAAACUCAACAUAGCUGAGCCUAUUUCAGGAAAAAUUUGGAUUAACUCAAGACCACUGGUGACUGCUGUGGUGAGCCAGAAAUUUUGGGUCAGUAAAUCACAAAUUGGUGAUUAUUAAGAGCUGAAAAUUGAUUGGGAAAAAGUCAGAUUAUGCUCACUUGGAUCCCCCUUUCCUUAUGCUGUUGGCCACUUCUAGAAAAAGCAGUGUGAUAGUUGAAAUAGAUUUUAUUUUUCAUAAAGAUAAACCCACUAAAAUUGAGUAAGAAUUUUUCAAACUCAGAGUUGCUGCCUUGAUGCAGGAUGUUGGUUCCCUGUGCAUGUUCCUAACUGGAAUCCAGAGCUGGAGUCACAUUUUCCUUUGCAGAUUCCUAAAUUCACUGUGAGACCCUGCCCAUAGUCCUGAGCUGGGAGCGUUCAGCUGGGGGUGGUUUCCAACCCCUCCCCUGCUUUUUAAUUUAUCCCUGCUCAUUUUAAUUAAUAUUUAUAAUAAUGUUCCUCCUCCCACUCCAGCUCCAUCAUGGCGCAGCCCCCACUUCCCAGUGCUCAUCAGCUUCUUUCAAACUCCUUGUGUGAUAACCAGCAAAUUUUAGGGGUUUUUUUGUUAAAAUUUUGCUUUUAUUUUUGCUCACUCACUUGAGUGAGUUUUCUCACUCAAGUAGCUCUUGCACUCUUUGAAGUUAUUUAACUUGACAAUAUUAUUUUGAACAAAGUCUUAAGCUUGUAGGCAAUAAUCUUUGGUUUGGUGCAGCUUUUGGCAGGAAUAUUUGUUGGCAGGAUUGGUCUUAAAAUUGUGUUACAUGUCAGUGACCUUAAUAUAUGUUCCUUCCAUGGAUUUUGUGUGUUUGUAGCAGCAGUCAGGGGUUGGAUCCUGAUCCCAGCUACUUUAAUAGAGUUUUGUGGAGUUUUCACUGUGAUUCCUUGGAAGGGAAGGUUGAUGGCCUGACCAAAAAAAUACCUUGCAGUUCCUGAGAAGAUAUUUCAACCUAAAACAUUCCCCUUUGGGCUUUUGAGCAGCUGGGAUAUUUACUCAGGAUAUUGGAUCAGUUAUUGGCCAAAAGGGAUUUGGUACAGCCCUAAAACCUUCAUUUCUGCCUCUCUUGCUGCUGUCACAUUUAUGGGGUUUAAACUGUCUGACUAAAGACGUUGCACAUUCAUGAAAACCAGAGGCAUUCUAGAGAUGGCAGCUACAAAUCCAAAUUUAAAAUACACUGAAAUUAUCUUUUUUUUUUUUCCUUUGUGAGAAAUGUGUUACAACUAGAGGAGCGUGGUUGGGUGUUUUGAGGACUGUCAGUAAGGUGACAGUGAUUUGAUGUUGGUUUUUGUCCAACAAACGUAAAUCAAAUCAAACCAAUGGAAGUUUUAUCUCAGUGGCAGCAGUGAGGCAGAGGGACAAAAAUUUAAACUCUUUUACUAAAGAGUUUGUUGCUAUCCUUGGCCUUAGGUUUUGUCACUUAAAAAUAGCCCGGAAUUGUUUGUUCUGUAGUUUAUAUCAGAGAAUUGUGGAGUGGGUUGAGUGGGAAGGGAUUUUAAAGAGCAUCCAGUCCCACCCAUGCCAUUGACAGGGACACCUUCCACUAUCCCAGCUUGCUCCAAUGGCCUUGGACAUUUCCAGGGAUGGAGCAGCCCCAACUGCCACGGAGCUUGAAAAGAAUUUGCCGUUUGAAACACGGGGGAGAUAAUUCACAAAACAUUUUAAAUGUCCCUUUCAAUCAGGCUGAUGUAGAAAAGAACCGCUGGGCUUGAUGGCUGCAGCGUGGAGCUCUUUCCCAUUCUUUCAGGGAGGUCUGGAGUGCUCCAGCCAAGAGCUCGAGCAGGAAUGAACUGAAACCAUUGAGCUGGAGCGGGCUGGUGAUGGGCCUUUGAUGUUUCUGUAUGUGCAGAACAUCUCUCCCUCAGCUGCCUUGGCAGAAGCCUCCCUCUGCCAUUUAUUCCCUCUGUGCUCAAUGGCAGCGGGUGUGUUCUGCUGAUCAAAACACCCAGCACACUUGUGCUGAAUCCUUUCAGGCUGCAGCCAGGGUAAUUGGGAUGGGCAGGAUAAAUGCAUGGGAGUAUGGCAGUCACAGCGAUGGCAGCUCCUUUCAAUGCCUGGGUGUCCCUGACGGGUAAUUAGCAGCUUUGGAACUGCGGGGAUUGGCAUGGCCGUGAUUAAAAGGAUUUCUGUCUUUUCUGUGAUUGAAAACAGAAGAUCUCCCGCCCCCUAAUUCUCUUUUAAUGCCGGUGUUAUUAGUGACACUUGGAACACAGCUCCUCUGUAAACUUAAAUAAUGACCUCGGUGAAUGGUGACUUACAGCAGCAGGGACUGAAGCGAGCUCGGUUUCUAUGCAAGGCUGCUCCUCCCGGUUCUGUGUUCCUGCUCCGCGUGCGUGUCACUCCCAGCGAGUUUGGGACACAAAGAGGACAUUUGGUGGUGUGACAGCCUGGGGACAGAUUGCCAGGGCCUGGUUUAGCUCUUCUGGCUCAUUUCGGAUUUAAGGAGAUGAAGAGGAUGAGCCAUGAGCUCCACUGGACUCAUCCUGAGUUUUCCUUGGAGCAGGGAAUGUCCCUGGAAUCUUGGGCGCCAUUCCAAAUUGCCAUUCCCUGUUUGGAAGCUUUGUCAGCACUUCUUGCUGUGUUCUCCUCCAACUCUGCUCUCUCAACUCACACAGUGUAGUGAUGGGAGCUAAUUCCCCUUUUUCCUUCAAAAAAAUCCCAAAAUUCCCCCCACAGGAGAGCUGCUGGACGCCAUCCUUGCCAUUCACCCAGGAUAUCUGGUGGUGACCCAAAAUAUCAUCAUUUUCCCCUGAUCUGUUGCUGUAGUCUCCAGAAGCAUCUGCCCUAGGGUGUUCUGUGCCUUUUAAAUCUGUUUUUGUGAGUAUCUGUUGCCCACUGAGCACUGCAGAGCCUGUGCUCCAUUUCUGCCCUUAAGUUUCUUGACCAGAUUUUGCCAUAGUGCUGUUCUCCCCUUACCAGGCAGGUUUCCACAUUUUGUUGGCUUGUAAAGAUGCUUAGAGGGACUCUUGAGCCAAAUUUAGUAAAACUAACAGCUUCCUAUCACCAAAAAAUCCUCGAGAGAAUUUAGGGACUUCCUUAGGCUUUUAUUUAAAUCUUCCAGUUACUUUUCAGCUUCUUUGCACUGAAAUCCUUGUGAAUCCCAGUUCAGAGCAGACCUGUGGCUGUGGGUACUUCAGUUCUUCGAGCACAGUUCCCACUGCACUCACAGUGCCAAUGGGAACAACUUCUGUUUUAGAAAAUACAUUUUUAGAUAUUCACUUGCUGCUGUCACUGGCCUCAAUUCAGCUUCCCCGUCCUCCUCUCCCUUCUCCUUAACUAAUUAAAGUCUUCCAUGUUAUGGCAAGAUGGCAGAUGUAGCUUAAAUAACCCACCUCUUUAAUUAAGAGGUUGGAUUCAGCCUUCUGAGAUAUAUUUGACAUCAUUUGAGAUUUAAAAAUACAUUUUACUUACACAGUUUAUCCGUCAGAUCGCUCAAGGAGGGCAAAGAGAUAAUGAAAGUAAAUUAUUAAUUAAUAUUUCUCACCCAGUAUAUUCCAUUAAGAAUAUUAAGCAUUUAUUCCAUUCCUCAAAGCACGUUUGACUCUGGAUAGAAUUUUUUUUAUUAAGUCUGCCUGCUGAUGAAGUUUUUGCUGUCUCUCUUUGACAGGGCUGUAGGGACAGGGUGGAAAAAACCCUUCAGGAGCUAACCAGAGCCAGGAAUUCCAAAUAUCACCUCACUGACCAGGUUUCCCAUUUCCUUUAUGCAUUGUGGACAGAUCUUUUCAAGCCCAACAGGCUGUCCCUGACACAUCCAAGCUGCUUGAAAAGAAUUGGUGAAAUUAUGGAGUGAAAACAGCAGCAGGAGCAUCUCCACCUCCAGGGUUUGGAGUGGAGUGGGAUGAGUUUGGGUUUGGAAUGGUGAAGGAAUUCAAGAUGUUGCUGGGGUAUUGCAGAGCAUCUGGAACUGCUCCCUGAAAGGGGGAAACACCUUGGGAUCUUUGUUGGUGAGAGAAUUGAAGUGGUUUAGGAGCUGUCCCUGGAAUUUGUGCUUGUGUUCAUUUUCUCACAGAGGUCGUUCAGAGAAUCCUGGAAUGGUUUGGAUGGGAAGGGCCAUUAAAUCCAUCCCAUCCCAUCCCUGCCAUGGGCAGGGACACCUUCCACCAUCCCAGGGUGCUCCAAGCCCCAUCCAACCUGGCCUUGGACGCUUCCAGAGAUCCAGGGGCAGCCACAGCUGCUCUGGGAAUUUCAUCACAACCACACCUUCCCAGCCAGGAAUUCCUUCCCAAUAUCCCAUCCAUCCCUGCCCUCUGGCAGUGUGCAGCCAUUCCCUGUGUCCUGUCCCUCCAUCCCUUGUCCCCAGUCCCUCUCCAGCUCUCCUGGAGCCCCUUUAGGCCCUGGAAGGUGCUGGAAGUUUCCCUGCAGAGUUCCCUCUCAGUUUAACCAAACAUUCCCACCUUGGCACACAGGAACAAUUCAAACAGUUCAAUUCAGCACUUCCUUCCUUCAGAGCUCUUUGCUUACACAAAUCUUUCUUCUGGAGAGCUUUGGAAGUCUCAGUUCUCUUUCUCCAGGGCCUUGGAGAAAAUAAAUGCUGUUGAGAUGUGGGAAUGUUUAUAAAUCCAUUGGAUAUGUGUGAUAAAUUUGUAAAGAGUGAUGCAGAAUAGAGAGACGCUUUCAAUUAGGGUUGGGUUUGGUUUUUUUAUUAUUUUUUUUAGGAAGUAGAUGGAAAUAGGGAGUUUGCAUCAGGAUUGUGGGAGGCCACUCGACCUUCAGGGUCUCCUUGUCACUGGUCCCUUCUGGCCUUAAUUGUAAAUCUAUGACUCCAAAGAGAUAAAAUGUGUCUUUUACCUUUAGAACUUGCUGAGAAUAUUGAACAGUUUAUAGAGAUUUGAGUUCUGGAGGGGUUCUCUGCAGCAAGAACUUUCCAUCAGAGAACACGUUGUGCCUUAUGUCUCUAGCCCCAGUUCCAGUUCCAUACAAUAAAAAUCUUGUACCAUUACCCCAAAAAUUCAGCAUAAAUAAAAUUUGAUCAACUACAAUUAUUUCUUUGGGCUGCAGUGCCUCAGCAGCUGAUUUCCACAAAUGCCAUUUGCAGAGGGAUUCAAAACAUCCCCCAGCCAGCACAAGCCCUCUUGCUAAACUGGUGUCUCCUUAUUUCCUGCAUGGAGCCUGCAUUCCUGGAAGGAAUUCCUGUGGGCUCUGAGCUCAGCCCUCCUCAACUGCUCUGAGCCAUUUGCUUCCCCCUGAAGUUGAUUCUCAGCACUGAAUUAUUAUUUUCACAUUAUUUUCCCAGAUUUCAGUGCUUCUCAUAGAAAUAAUUUCUUUUAUCUUUCAUGCAAGCUCCUUCACAUCCCAAUAAUUCCAUUUUACCUGGUUUGCCUCUUCCGACCUGCUCUGAUCUGAAGCUGUUGUCCUUGCAGCCUCCAAGUAAGGGAUUUAUGUUGUUUCCUCCCUGUAAAAAGCAAUCCAGUGUAGGGCAGAAACUUCCAAACUUUCUACUCCAGGGUUUCCCAGCUCUCAGACCCUUCUCCUUUCCCUCCUUGCAGUUUGGAUGGUUAGAAAAUCACAGAAAUAGCAAUUUUUAAGUUUAAUUUUAGUAUUAUUAUUACUUGGUCUGUCUUCUUUUUUUACUGGGAAGAUUUGUUUACUGGGAGACAUUCCCCUUUCCUUUGGCCUUUUAGAUGGUGCUGUAUCCAUUACUUACUUGAAGUAUAUAUGAAAUAAAUAACAAUUUUAUCUACUUUGGCCGGUUAAAAAAAAAUCAAUCAGCUCAUAAAUUCAGCCAGUUUACAGCAGGUUCUUCACUUGCACAAUCCUUGUGAAAUCAGGGGGUUGGAGACAGGGAUAGGGACAAGGUGGAAAUGUUUUUUUUUCAUAGAAUCAUGGAAUGGUUUGGGUUGGAAAGGACCUUAAAGCUCCUCCAGUUCCUGCCCCUGCCAUGGCCAGGGACACCUCCCACUGUCCCAGGUUGCUCCAUCCAGCCUGGCCUUCUUUUGUUCCAAUUUAUUUUGCCUUGCUUGUGUUGGAACCUGCAUUGGAGCAUUGGAUUUUCCUGGAUGGAACCUUCAUUGGAGCAGUGGAUUUUCCUGGUUUGGGUGCCUGUUUGUAAUGGGGCUGUUUGGGACAGGAUGCCUGGAUUUGCGCAGCUUUCCCAGGAGUCUGCUGCUUCCCUUGGACACUUCAUUUAUCCAGGGUUAGGGAUCCCUCACUGCAGCCAGAGGAGCUUAUCAUUAUUAUUAUUCAUAAGUUGGUUUCAGCUUGAAAAAUCAUUGGAAAAUCUUGAAGUCACUUUUCCAAAUGAAAAAUUACAGUGAAAACAGUUUGGAUUUUGAGCUUCCCAUCUUCCAGUGUUAUCCACUGAAUUUUCUGUUCCUUUUUUUUUUGGUUUUUGUGUGAAUUUGGGUGUCAUCCUGAGCCUUGUGCUGACCUGAAGCUGGUUUUUGGUUGCUGUGGGGUCAGAGCCCUGUUUGGUCUUUCGGGAGGGACAGAUUCCCCAUUCUGUCACCCAGUAAAAACCCAAAAGCAGAAUCCCUUUUUCCUUGCUGUUGGCUCCAGGAAUGUCUUUGUGAAUGUCAUCAAAGCCUCCCUGAUUUUGUGCUGGAGUUCUGGAUGGUUCUGGGCAGCAUUUCUGCCCCCAGUGCUGCUGGCUGAGGCUGGAGAGCCCCGUGUCCCGUUGGGAGUCAGAUCCCAUGGGAUGGCACCGUGGGACAGGCUGAAAACCCAGAUUUACAUUCAGUUGAGUUCCACAGCAGUUCUGUCAAAGGGUGAUGAGUCAAAGCCAGCUGUGGCCAUGGGGAAAACCAUUUUCCUGACACAUUGCCUUGGCUGUCUUCCUCUUGGUCUUCAUGAUCCUCCCAAAGCCCGGGAAGUGGGAGAUUUGUGCAGUACUUCUUUCAUUUUAGUUGGUUUUUUUUCUUAAUGUCAAUUUAAAAAGUGCCUAAGUGAGGAACAGGACUCCAGAGUGAGCUGGAGGAACAGGAUUAGACCUCAUUUCCCUCUUGAGAAAAGAGCCCUCCCUGCUUCCCUGCACACAUCCCUCCAGUGGGUCCAGCAGAAUUUGGCUGGACAAACUCCCUGUUCUUUCCUCAUGCUGCCCCCCUUGGUUCUCAGUCUUUUGGGGGGAUCUCAUUCCUCAGCCAAACGUUUGCAAUCUCUGAUCUGGGGUGGGUGGCAAAGAGGAUGGAAUUCAGUAGGAAACUGCCUCUUGGAUUGCAGAUACAAAGAGCUCUGCGUGAUAAACAUCCAUCUCUGGGUGGAAAAAGCUGAUGUGCGUCUUUAAUCACCUCCUUUGGAAUCACAGAAUGGUUUGGGUUGGAAAGAACCUUAAAAAUCAUCCAGCCAUGGGCAGGGACACCUCCCACUGUCCCAGAUUGCUCCAAGCCCCAUCCAGCCUGGCCUGGAACAUUUCCAGGGAUGGGGCAGCCAGAACCCCUCUGGAAUCCCAAAGGCAGUUUCUUCCUAUAUUCUUAAUUAUUUCUGCAUUUAUCAUAGUGGCACCUGCUAAACAUGUCCAAAUAACCCUAACUAUUGGCAGGUGGUUAUAAUUUUGUAAAGGUGAGAAUUUUAUGUAGGUUUAAAGAAUAAAGGUAUCAGUGAUAGUUUAAAAUAUUUCAUUACAGGAGAAUUUCUUCUGACCACAGUGAGAGGAGGUAACAGAACACUAUGAAGGAGUUUUAGUAACACUUUAGGGUUCAGCAAAUGAAAGCAAUCCGUGUAUAAAUGUUUUAUUUUUCAUUAGCAACAAAAUGUUCUCCCUUUGACAACAUCUGAGGUGGGAAGGGACUGUUGGCAAGGAAAGCUGUGAGGGCAUCCCUGCAGAGGGCAGGAACUCAUCCUCUGGGGAGUGGAUGGGUGUUGGUAGAAGGCAGUGAUCCUGUGGGAAUCCAUUGCUGGAGUCCUGAUGGAAAUGGGGACAUUUCCUGAUGGAAACCCUCUGUGGCACACACAGCCCUUGGCCCUGCUCCGAGAUGCCUUCUGGAAGUGAGGAUUCCCUGAGGAGUGACCCCUGCAGGGGUGUUGGUGACAGCAGGUGGGUGCUGUCGGUGAGUGUGGCAGCCCAGAGUGAGGGCACAGUGGAGCAACCCCAGAGCACACAGAAACAGCAAAACCCAGUGAAGGCUGGGGAGGCUCUCACAUCCGAAUGCUGUGCGUGCCUCGACUUUGUCCCACUGUGAUCUCAGCCUGUGGCUGGUGCCAGCCGUGCAUCUCCUGGCUGGGCUGUGCUGGGGUGGCUCCUGUCACUUGAGUGUCCCCAGAUCCAUCAGUGUCCCCCGUGUCCCAUCCCUGCCCUGCCCGCUCCUCCUGUCCCCCAGCUGCUGCUCUGCCCGGCUGGGCCUGUGUCUCAUCUGCUGUUGUAGGUGUCCUGCCUACCUCAAGGGGUAGCCAUGGGAUCCUGGAGCGGUGUGCUCACCCUCUGGGCAGUUCUCCAUGAGCACUAGCGCACACUCACACUCACACUCACACUCACACUCACACUGGAAUGUAUAUUCUCCUCCCCCCCAGCCCCCAAAUAACCUCUUGACCUGAUCCUUGCUGUAGCCACCACCAACUCCUCUUGCAAAUUGGAUGCUGCUUUAAAUGUGAAAACAAAUGUUCAAGAAGCUAUAAAACCUGAAUGAAAGCUAAAGCUGAAUUUAUAAAGCCUUGUUGCAUAUGAGCCAAAAGUGCAAAAAGCUCUAUAUAAUGAACUAACCUGCCACUCAUAUAAAUAUAAAUAUAUAUAAAUAUAUUAAAAUCAGACUGUUCUACAAAAUUGUGUAUUUGUAUUUUUGUGUACGUACAAUUUUCUGCUAAGCAGAAGGAGGAUGUAGUAUAGGAUGAUGUGAGAAGAGAUUUUGUUUAAUCAUAUUUCUUUGUUACUUAUUUUUGUUAACAUCCAGAUGCCUGUCUUUGUCUUAUGUGUAUGACACUGUUCCAAAGGUGCAGUAUCCCUCUCCUGCUGUGUGUCCAACCUCCUUCCUCCACAGGGAACGAGUCAGGUGAUGCCCCUCAUCAUCAUCAUCCUCAUCAUCAUCAUCCCCUUCAGAUCCACCCUGGUCUUGAUCUUGAGGGCUGCUCGUUCAGCUGAAAGAUGAGAUGUUUCAUUUCCCAGCUCCUCUUCGUGGUGAAGUUGAAUAUUCAUGUUCUGGUUGAUUCCUCUGCUCGUAGUUGUUCCCUAAACACAUUUCCAUGGUCUGCUGCUGCUCCUCAGCCUGACAUUUUGGGGGAAAAAAAAUUAUGGAUUGGAUAGGUUGGGAGGGAGGAUGAGCAGAUCCUCGUGGUGGGAAGGAAGAAAGUGCUGGGGUGGUGCCAGGGGUGAGCCUCAGUCCCACCCCAUGGGGAUGGAGGAAGCUCCUCGAGUUCCCGCACUGGCUGCUCCUGGAUGGGGUUUGGCUGUCAGGAAGGAGGGCUGGGGAGUGAUGGGCUGUGACUCCCCCUGUGCCCCCUCAGGAGCAUCCACCCUGCACCCCUGGGGCUUUGGGGCUCUUUGGCUCUUUGGGAAGGUUGGAGCAGCCUUGAGAGGGAUCCAUCUGUUCUUGCCAGUGAAGGCCCUGAGUGUUGGGAAGAGCAUUCCCAACUCUUCUCCCACUCACUGCCUUUACCUGCAAGGUGCUGGUGGCUCCCUGUGAGGAGAAAAGGAACAGUGCAGGAAACCUGAGAGCCCUUGGUGUGCUUGGGAAUUGUUGUUUAUCCAUCACAAAGGGCCAAAGGAGACUGGAUAGAGCAGGAUGCAGUGCAGUAACUGAUGGGGAGCUCGGGGCAGGAGAUGAUGGAGCUUCACCUUCAGCCCCACCACAGCCCCUUGAGGAAACUGGUCCAGCCUCCACCCCAAAUGCAGGUGAGGGUCAGUAUCCAUCACACCUUCCCCUGGCAGCAGCUGCUGUGAGGAUGAACCAUCAGCCUCUCCCCUUGUGCCCUUUUGGGUUUUUUGUUUAAUUUAAUCCCUGUCUUUGUCAGAGCUGACCCAUGGCCGGGGGAGAGCGAUACUGCACCUUUCUACGUAGGGCUCAUAUUUAUAACAAUGUGUAAUGACUGUAGCAAAAGUCCUUGUUUCUGUAUGUGAAUGGACAGAGAAACAAGUGCUCUAUUGUAUUGAUUAAAAUAGUUCAAAUGAGUCCUGUAUCAUUGUAUCUCCUAUUCUGGAUUAGUGCCUUUUGGACAGUAGACUGUUCUGUAAUUAAAAUGUAGUAUAACUGCUUUUUUGUACAGUUUUGUUUUAAUAAAACUUUUUUUUAAUUUGUGUUUAUUUUAGUAUUGUACCUAUUAGAAAAUAAAAACGUAUAACUCAACACUGA
Messenger RNA from Zonotrichia leucophrys gambelii, 16751 nucleotides. RefSeq names its product homeobox containing 1 (gene HMBOX1). Bases 373 to 1740 code for a protein of 455 amino acids. The record is from RefSeq and is a predicted model, not a curated record. Gene Ontology annotation, cellular component: nucleus. Lineage: Eukaryota; Metazoa; Chordata; Aves; Passeriformes; Passerellidae. Gene Ontology annotation, biological process: positive regulation of DNA-templated transcription. The transcript is spliced from 11 exons. Gene Ontology annotation, molecular function: double-stranded telomeric DNA binding.